CGUUUCGAAAACACUGAGAGUUAUCACCGUUCACUAAUGGCGGCAAUUUCUCUCUCCUCUCCAACUCUCACACGCACUCACUUCCGAUUCUCUCACCCCCAUAUCCAAUCACGUCACUUCCCGCCAUUUUCUCUCUCUUCAGCUCACCUCCUCCGCCGGACCACCAGGAUCCGAUUCUCAAACCCGAAGCCGAAUUGGGCGCUCGCAGCAUAUGUAACUGGACCUGCUUCAGAUUACUCGGUUUCCGACCCGGACCCGAAAAUCGAGGGUUCUGGGAGAGAGAAAGUUAAACCAGAGGAUGCGAUUAGUUGGGGAACUUUAUGGAGUUUGUUGGUGGACCAAAAAUGGCGGCUUGCUCUUUGCGUUUCUGCUCUUGUUGGGGGUACUACCUGUACUCUUUCCAUGCCUCUUUUUUCAGGGAGAUUUUUUGAAGUACUUUCUGGAACGACACCCGAGCCGUUGUGGAAAAUAAUGAGCAGAAUUGCAGUUGUAUACGCGUUAGAGCCAAUUUUUACUGUGAUAUUUGUCAUAAACAUGAACAAAAUUUGGGAGAAGGUUAUGUCUGUUUUAAGAGCUCGGAUUUUCCGGAGGAUGCUAAUUCAAAAGGUGGAGUUUUUUGACCGCUACAAGGUUGGGGAACUGACUGGAUUGUUGACCUCUGAUUUGGGGUCUGUUAAAGACAUUGUCAGUGAAAAUGUUUCAAGGGACAGGGGAUUCAGAGCUCUCUCCGAGAUUGUUGGAACUAUGUGCAUCCUGUUCAUUCUUUCACCACAACUCGCACCAAUUUUGGGUUUUCUGAUGCUUGUUGUCUCCAUUUUAGUAGCUGUGUACAAGCGAUCAACUAUGCCUAUCUUUAAAGCUCAUGGAUUGGCGCAGUCAUCAAUGUCUGAUUCCGUGACAGAAACAAUUUCUGCCAUUCGCACUGUGAGAUCUUUUGGCGGGGAAAAGCGCCAAAUGUCAGCAUUUGGUAACCAGAUUCUCGCAUAUAAGGCUAGCGGGAUUAAGCUGGGGACUUACAAAUCCAUUAACGAAUCAGUGACCCGAGUUGCAGUUUAUGUAUCUUUACUGGCCUUGUAUAUCCUCGGAGGAAACAAAGUUAAAGCGGGUGAACUCUCGGUCGGAACUGUGGUUUCUUUCAUUGGAUAUACCUUUACUCUGACGUUUGGUGUUCAAGGCCUGGUUUAUACACUGGGAGAUCUACGUGGGGCUUUUGCUGCUGUUGAGAGGAUUAAUUCGAUCCUCUCAGGGUCAGAAAUUGAUGAAGCUCUUGCUUAUGGUUUAGAAAGACAGAUUCAACCAAAAGAUGUUCAGGAUGAAAAGUUUCAAUUGUUUACUGUCAAUGGAUUUGAUGAGAAGCAGCAGUCUAAUCACGGGCGUUACAUGUCAGCCUUGGGCACUUCAAGCAACUUGUAUAACAUAGCCGCGUCUGGUGAUAUUUGUCUUGAAGAUGUCCACUUUUCUUAUCCCUUGAGGCCUGAUGUUGAGGUCCUUAAUGGUCUUAACCUUACAUUAAAGGGUGGAACUAUUACUGCCCUUGUGGGCUCAAGUGGUGCAGGAAAGAGCACUAUUGUGCAAUUGCUGGCACGGUUUUAUGAGCCAACCAGCGGACGCAUAACUGCGGCUGGAGAAGAUGUUAGGACAUUUGAUAAAAGUGAGUGGGCUCAAGUUGUCUCAAUAGUGAAUCAAGAUCCAGUACUCUUCUCCGUAUCUGUUGCAGAGAACAUUGCAUAUGGUCUACCUGAUGCUAAUGUAUCUAAGGACGAUAUAGUAAAAGCAGCAAAAGCCGCUAAUGCUCAUGAAUUUAUCAUAUCACUUCCACAGGGUUAUGACACUUUAGUAGGAGAGCGUGGAGGUCUACUAAGUGGGGGACAAAGGCAGAGAGUCGCUAUUGCUCGAGCACUUCUAAAAAAUGCUCCUAUUUUGAUUUUAGAUGAGGCCACAAGUGCGUUGGACGCAGUUAGUGAGCGUUUGGUCCAGGAUGCUUUGAAUCAUCUUAUGAAAGGAAGAACAACAUUGGUAAUAGCUCACCGGUUAAGCACAGUCCAGAAUGCCCAUCAAAUUGCAGUCUGUUCUGAUGGGAGGAUUGCAGAGCUUGGGACACACUAUGAAUUGGUGUCACAAAAUGGCCAAUAUGCUUCAUUAGUAGGGACCCAGAGGCUUGCGUUUGAGUAAAUUUUCGGUUCCAAGAUAUUGUCAUCAGUGCUGUCAUUUUCUGUUAUAAAUCACUGCUGGAGGAGAUAUGCUUCUUUUUUAAAUGGAUACCGCAAUUACAAUGAUUACAAGAUAAAGAACUAUGAAAAGAUGUCAAACAAUAGUUACAACUGGCCGUUGAUUCCAAUUGCUAUUAGAUAGGCGAAAAGUCUGGAACACUGCAUUUUUGGUUGCUGGUUGCAGAAGAUUUUAAGGAUGAAGGAGAUGAACUUUGGUCGUGCUUGAAGUACGAUGCUCUUUCUUCUCUCUUUUUUCAUGUACAAGUUUGUAAUUUGGUGUUGUGAUUUUGGUGCUCAAGUGUAAAGAAUAUAUAUUCUGUACACGGUAUAUGAGGUAACAGGUUAUUGUUUUA
Spinacia oleracea (spinach) is the source of this 2563-nucleotide messenger RNA. Its product is annotated as ABC transporter B family member 28. The record is from RefSeq and is a predicted model, not a curated record. Lineage: Eukaryota; Viridiplantae; Streptophyta; Magnoliopsida; Caryophyllales; Amaranthaceae. The transcript is spliced from 18 exons. Gene Ontology annotation, cellular component: mitochondrial inner membrane. Gene Ontology annotation, biological process: oligopeptide export from mitochondrion. Gene Ontology annotation, molecular function: ATP hydrolysis activity; ATP binding; ABC-type oligopeptide transporter activity. Bases 37 to 2172 code for a protein of 711 amino acids.